UCAGCAAGACUCUACAGAAAAUCAAGAUUCCAGGCGUCUCGAAGAUUAUCUUCUCUGUAAAACAUACCUUCUGAAAUCGACGUGAGGUUGAGUCAGAGACAAAUCACCAAGAUGAAUAAAGCCGAUUAUUUGGCCUUCCCAGCCAUAGUGAGCACUCCAGGCCAGUAUAUUCACAUGAGAACAAUGUGGGAUGGUCACCAUUACAAAUAUCAUAUGGACAGAAUGAGAAAUGUAAAACCUAUGGUUGACAGCAAAGCUCCAAGAACCUACAUACACUGUCACCUGAAAAUGAAGAAAAUUCAGAUGGAGCAAGAGCGACUGAUGGAGGUGGAGAGGGACAACAGGCUGCUGGUCUCCAGAAUCGCCCGCACCAUGGCCAAAGGAGGCCUGGAUAACUGGAACCAGGAGUACGAGAUGUUGACCGAGAACAGUGGGACCACCGACCUGCGGAACAGGGAGCUGGUGAAGAUCUCCCUGGAGAACCAGGCCGUCCUCAAGAAGAUUAAGACCACCAAGCCCGUGUACGACCACAAGCACUGGCUCAACGACUUCAAAGUGACAAGAGAUUACAUGAAUCGGCUGAGAAAAUAUCCACAUAACAAUACUACGAAGGUGCGUCCUCUGGAAUUGAUUAACUGAGCGACAUCCAACAGCAAUGCAGCAAUUUACCCAUCAGCAAUUUACCCAUCAGCAAUUUAC
Molecule: messenger RNA, 699 nt
Organism: Alosa alosa (allis shad)
Lineage: Eukaryota; Metazoa; Chordata; Actinopteri; Clupeiformes; Clupeidae
Product: sperm axonemal maintenance protein CFAP97D1-like
Exons: 6
Coding region: 112-639 (175 amino acids)
Source: RefSeq, a predicted model, not a curated record